This is a messenger RNA of Laetiporus sulphureus 93-53, 410 nucleotides long. RefSeq lists its product as uncharacterized. The transcript has 3 exons. The record is from RefSeq and is a predicted model, not a curated record. Lineage: Eukaryota; Fungi; Basidiomycota; Agaricomycetes; Polyporales; Laetiporaceae. Bases 65 to 280 code for a protein of 71 amino acids.
AUACUUUUCUCAGAUAUGAUGUUCAUCACUGAAUGUGAUUCAUUGCCGUAUUCAUUCUGCUACAAUGUGUUGUGUGUUGUUGUGUCACUGUUGUAUCUCUGGCUGCUGUGGACAGGCUUGCACACCUAUACGUUUGUCGGCAUCGUCGAUUGUGAUACAGCUGUCCUCCCAUCUUGUCAGCACCCCACUUGGACCAUGUACUUUUACAUGGCUUCGAUCUGAAGUUCGAACAAGCCAUCCGAUGCACCUGGAACUUCGACGUCCCUGCUCACGCCUGUGACUGUGUGCGGCAACCGAAUAGGGACCAGUUGUCUGGAUGGGUUCUCGAGAUGAAAUGGAGAAAGCCUUCGACAGCUCAAUGUAGUUGUACAUCUAUUGCAUACUCCCCCUGAAUAAACUUUGCAUUGCUG